GCGGGGUCUUAAAAUAUGACGACACCGGGGGAGGGGUUCUUAAAAUAUGACGUCACCGGGGGCGGGGCGCGCCCGCUCGCUCCACAGUCUUCACCGCGCUCGCUCACAGACAACAUGUCGGCGGCCGCUCAACAAAACAACAACGAAGAGCCCGGGCUGAACGGAGUCCUGCCCCUCAGCAGCUCUGUCCCUCUCGGUGUCGCAGGGUCCUGGGUGGAGCUGGAGAUGAACGGGAACAACGGGAACGCUGCCGGGAACACGGAGAGCUUGAACUUGAACUUGAACGAGGGAGAGGGAGAGGGAGAGCGCAACGGGGGCCUGGAGCACGUGCCCUCCUCCUCAUCCAUUCACAACGGGGACAUGGAGAAGAUCCUGCUGGACGCACAGCAUGAGAGCAGCCAGAGCAGCAGCUCCUGUGACAGCCCUCCUCGCCCACACACACCCCUGGACGAGGGGCAGAUAACCUUCGAUGUGGACAUGCACACGAGCCGAGACUCCUGCAGCUCACAGUCGGAAGCGGACAGCGUGGACAGGGAGAAGGAGGAAGACAUUCUGAUGAUGAAGAGCGCUGACUGGGUAGCGGACUGGUCCAGCCGACCAGAAAACAUCCCCCCGAAGGAGUUUCACUUCCGGCACCCCAAGCGCUCGGUGACUCUGAGCAUGAGGAAGACAGGGGUGAUGAAGAAGGGGGGCGUCUUCUCAGCCGAGUUCCUCAAGGUGUUCAUCCCCUCCCUGCUGCUCUCGCACAUCCUGGCUCUGGGGCUGGGCGUGUACAUCGGGAAGAGAAUGACAACCCCCUCAGCCAGCUCCUUCUGAGCAGGGAGUGAAGAGCCUGGGGACUCCUGUCGCAGUCCGUUCCAUGGACCUCUCUCUCUCCUCUCUCCUCUCCUCUCUCUCUCCUCUCUCCUCUCUCCUCUCUUGCUCUCUCUCUCUCUCCUCUCUCCUCUCUUGCUCUCUCUCUCUCUCUCUCUCUCUCUCUCUCUCUCGUUCUUGUAUUUUAUUAUAAUGGAUUUUUUUUUGCCUUCUGUAAUUUGGUUUGCGAGCAGCAGAGACCGUUUGUUUGGGGCGCCACCUGCUCCUAAACUCUUGCGAUUCAUUUUCCUAAAGAUCCUGGUUUGCUGGACUGGCUGGCAUGCAGCGUUUUUAAAUUUGAAAGGAUGAGGAUGUAGAGCUAAAUCGUAUUCAGAAUGACGCUGAUGACGUUGUUGUAGGUGCUAGGAAUUAAAGAUUAUCUGGGCAGGCUGACCUGUCCUCGCUAGGGUAGGAGAUUUUAUAAGGAGCAGAUUUGCAAGCCGGCCGCAUAGCCUGAACAGUGAACCGCACAGUAUACUUUGUAAUCGCUUAUGCUAAGAUUUUUAAAAUGAAUUAAAAAUAGAUGAAUUUUUCUUCCAAUAUUUUGCAAGUCAGGGCAGCAGUAGGGGAGUUGCUGGGUGGCUUUUUAGCUAAGAUGGUUUUAA
Molecule: messenger RNA, 1457 nt
Organism: Acipenser ruthenus (sterlet)
Lineage: Eukaryota; Metazoa; Chordata; Actinopteri; Acipenseriformes; Acipenseridae
Product: BCL2/adenovirus E1B 19 kDa protein-interacting protein 3-like
Exons: 6
Coding region: 16-816 (266 amino acids)
Biological process (GO): mitochondrial outer membrane permeabilization; positive regulation of apoptotic process; defense response to virus
Cellular component (GO): mitochondrial envelope; nucleus; mitochondrial outer membrane
Source: RefSeq, a predicted model, not a curated record